This is a messenger RNA of Asparagus officinalis (garden asparagus), 1597 nucleotides long. RefSeq names its product lipid phosphate phosphatase 2-like. Bases 452 to 1240 code for a protein of 262 amino acids. The record is from RefSeq and is a predicted model, not a curated record. Lineage: Eukaryota; Viridiplantae; Streptophyta; Magnoliopsida; Asparagales; Asparagaceae. Gene Ontology annotation, molecular function: phosphatidate phosphatase activity. Gene Ontology annotation, biological process: phospholipid metabolic process. The transcript is spliced from 9 exons.
CCGCAUCCCAAGCGUAUCCCCCCAGUCAGUUAUGACGACGCGUAUUCCGCCGACGGGGGGCAGCCUCCAUUCUUGAUUACUCAGCGGAUUACGUUUUUGGUUUUGCCUCCCUCUUUUUUCUUUGUCUCCCUCUCGUUGUCUCCAUUUUACAAGAGCAAAAAGAAAAAGGAGACGGGUUUUAAAAUAAAGUGGUGGUUGGGUCAAAUUUUCCAAAUUCAAAGCGAAGACAAAGAAAGCGAAGUGGAUCGAGACCCUCAUCUUCUUCUUCUUCUUCUUUUGGCGGCCAGGCCUUAUUAUUAUUAUUAUUAUUAAUCAGUUUCUCGUGGCGUGGCUCCGUUAGAGGAGGAGGAUUUCGUUCGUGGAGCUUUGGUGCUUUGAUUUGACCUGAGGAGUUGGAAUUGCUGUCCCAGUGAACAGAGUUUUUUGCUCUCUCCUAUCUUUGAAGGCAAGGAUGCCAGAUAUACAGUUGGGUGCUCAUACUUUUAGAUCUCAUGGAACCAAAGUACUAAGGUUCCACAUGCAUGACUGGCUUAUACUGGUGCUUCUUGCGGUGAUAGACAUAAUAUUGAAUGUCAUAGAUCCUUUCCACCGUUUCGUUGGUAAAGACAUGAUGACAGAUCUGAAAUAUCCGUUUAAAGGAAACACAAUACCAUUUUGGGCUGUGCCAAUAAUUGGAAUUUUACUGCCUUUUGCCAUCUUUAUUGGCCUUUACUUCAAAAGGAAGAAUGUGUAUGAUUUGCAUCAAGCUAUAUUAGGCCUUUUAUUUUCUGUGCUUAUCACAGCAGUCUUAACCGAUGCGAUUAAAGAUGGUGUUGGUCGACCACGACCAGAUUUCUUCUGGCGCUGUUUUCCUGAUGGAAUAGGAGUUUUUGAUAAUGUUACCUCAAAUGUUAUAUGCCAUGGGAAAAAGAGUGAUAUUAAGGAAGGGCAUAAAAGCUUUCCUAGUGGACAUUCUUCAUGGUCUUUUGCAGGUCUUGGAUUUCUGUCUUGGUACCUGGCAGGCAAAAUCAAAGCAUUUGACCGUAGAGGUCAUGUCGCAAAACUUUGUAUUGUAAUUCUUCCUCUACUUUGUGCAUCCCUUGUGGCAGUUUCUCGAGUUGAUGACUAUUGGCAUCACUGGCAGGAUGUAUUUACUGGAGGCCUCUUAGGAUUUAUAGUUGCUUCCUUUUGCUACUUGCAAUUCUUUCCAGCACCUUAUCAUGUUGAUGGUACGUACCUUGUUUCUUUAUAUCCUAUUUAGUGAAUAUACAUAUCUAGAUGGAAAUCCACGUGUGCUUCUCUAUUUGAUAAUUGUAUGCUCCUGUUCGUCUCUCUCUGAACUGUUGUUAUACAGAGACGUCUGGAAGAGUUUCUUAACUGAAAAGAGGGAGGACUUUUUUACAUAGAACCGAUUAUCAUAUACCUUUCUUAAAUUGGAGGAAAAAAGCACUUCUGGGCAUGUCACCAAAGGAGUGCUUACAGGGCCCGUGACUAAUGAUCGAGUCAUCAUAAGUUCAACCAAUGUCGUAGAAAGGGCUUAAGCGCUUAUGGGGGUCAGACAUGGCGUCUAGGCAUAAAAAGCAAAAACAAAAAAGCCCCCUGAAACAAAAAAAAACCC